Messenger RNA from Dentiscutata erythropus, 201 nucleotides. Lineage: Eukaryota; Fungi; Glomeromycota; Glomeromycetes; Diversisporales; Gigasporaceae. The record is from the annotation of a GenBank genome assembly.
GUAACUGAAGAGAUGAACAAAAAAAUAACCGAAGAGAUGAACAAAAAGGUAACCAAAGAGAUGAAUGAAAAGGUAAUCGAAGAGAUGAACAAAAAGGUAACUGAAGAGAUGAACAAAAGGGUAACCGAAAAGAUGAAUGAAGGAAUAAAGGAACUACAACCUACUCCUAACUACCAGAUCAAAACCCCUAAUUCUAACUAA